UCAGUCAAUCGGGUAGGAACCGAAUGGGCGGGACUCUCGGCUGAGCUGUGGGUCCGCUGCGGCGUCCAGAAAAUAGAUAAACAAUAUGCUAACAUAUGAUUAACGCAACUAAGUUAUAAACUCAUGCAAUUAGUCACCGACACGCCAAACUGGCCAACAGAAGGUGUCGGAGAGAAGCCGCGCGCUUGUCUAGUGAUUUAUACGCGGAUACCCAGCCUAGAACAGCAGGCUAGUUAGCUUCAUGAUGAUGAUGGUGGUGAUGAUGGCCAGCUGAACAUUGUUGUGCUUUCACCUCUUGUUGUCAUUGCGCUCAAGUUUUAACGGCAGAACCUUCAUACAUUCCUGCCUUUUCACGUAUCCUUUCCACGCGUACUUCUUAAACUGAAAUUAUGUGAGCGGAGCUGCUCAGGUUGUGGUGUUCGUGCGCCAUCGAGCUAAGCUAACAGCACAGGAAUAGUGUGCACGGGCCAAACCCCUUUCACAUAUUAGCUUGCAGCUAACCAGCCGCUGGAUCUACGAGUUUGGACCACAAGUGCAGUUUUGUAAAAAGGUAUCAGAAUGUUGGUUUGCAGAAAACAGCGUAUCAUUUCCUCAGGCGUUGAUCGAGACCUGCAUUGACCCUCAAGAUCAACAACAACAGAAGCCCAAGUCUUUCUGUGCAUGUUACAGAAUGCACAUAGAAAACUGAGACGUCGAUCUGCUGUGUGCCUUUCAACGAUGUAGCUUUGUAACCGUCGUGCUUUUAUUGCGGCAUACAUACAAAGACAAUAAGAUGAACAACCAAGGAGUAAUGUCACAAGAGAAGAUGGAGCUGGACCUGGACAUCCCUGCCGCACUUGUUCAGAGCGAUGGGCAGCUGAGGCGGUCAAACAGCGAGCCCAUGAUCAACGGCCUCAGUGAUGCUUCACAGGUGUUCCAGAGAGAAGUCCUUCGCAGCAGAAGAAACAGCACUACUGUUGUUCGACCCAAUGUGGUUCCAUCUUCGCCAGUACGUGUUCCUAGCACAAGGCUACAGAGGAUCAAACAGGAAGAAGGUGUUGAUGUGAUGAACCGUGAAACUGCUCAUGAACGAGAGGUGCAGGCAGCCAUGCAGAUGAGCCAGUCUUGGGAGGAGAGUCUGAGUUUGAGUGAUAAUGACCUUGAGAAGUCUUCAUCGUCAUCUCCGAAGCGGAUUGAUUUUGUGCCUGUGUCUCCUGCUCCUUCACCCACUAGAGGGAUUGGAAAGAAGCAGUGCUUCUCCCCAUCUCUUCAAAUUUUGGUAAGCAGUAAUGGUCUGACGCCCAGUCCUGUUCCCAGCCCAACACGCCGCUUCAGUUUGCCCAGCAGGAGGAGUCAGAGCCCGAUCAACUGCAUCAGGCCCGGCAUUCUGGGCCCUCUAAAACGCAAGGGUGAAAUGGAGACAGAGAGCCAACCCAAGAGACUCUUUCAGGGAACCACCAACAUGCUGUCCACAGAGAUGUCCCACUCUCCUGAACUCAACACAUGUCUGUCUCCAGAUCUUCUGGAUGGGAGUCUCAGUAGCGUUUGCUCCUCUUCAGACUCGCCUGCCAAGAUGGAAGGAGUGUCUCCCUCCUCCAGUAACUCUCCCCUCACACCCCUUCAGGAUCUCUCUCCUAAAUGAGCCCGCAGGCAUCACACGAGGAAAGAGGCCCUUUCUCACUCAUUUUCCUUUUUCUUUUUUUUCCCCCUCCAAUGCCUGUCCGACAUGGCAUAUGUUCUUUUCCUGAAUUGUCCUGUAAUGUUACGUGUAAAGCUGCCCAGGAGAGUAUUGAGUAUGGGACAGACUCUAAAGGACAUGGAGAGACUCUGGAUGAUUUUUGCAUCAGCUGCUAUGAAUAGAUGUAAAACAUGGUAUAUAGAUCUCUAUCAAAGCGAACUACGUCAUGGAGGAAGGUUUUUUGUUGUUGAUGGUUCCGUAAUAGGGCAAAUAUCUUUUUGUUGAUUUCUUUGAAAAGGAAACCGCUGUAAAAAAGGAGAAUAACUACAGGCACGUACUUUUUAUUUACAGUCUUGGCUUGCCAACCGAUAUUGUGUGUGAGGAUUUAACUUAUUUUUUGGCUUUUGUUUUAUUUGUAUGUAAGUAUGUACAUAAGAUUCGUGGCAAACGGUAAAGAGUCUGACUGGGAAACUGACAGCUGCCUCUUCUGGAAUUUUAUUAGCGGUGCAACUGCACUUUAAAAAAGGGGCUGAAUAUCAAUUUGAGCUUUGUUCUGAGUUUGCAUAUUUAAUUAUUCAGGAUUGUUCAAGCAGAUGGAAGAAACGUGUUUUUGUCCCCAGAGUUUGGCACUUGGUUCUCUGUUAGAAUGACAUUCGUGGUCCAUAUGUACAACUGAUGCAGAUGGGAUCUAAUAUUGCAGCUGUUGGUAACCACUAAAUCUUUUAUUUGAACACUACAGAGAAACAAAACUGCCAGUGUUGAUUUGUCAACUUAAAGAAAUGUGUAUACAAACAUGGUAUCUUAACACCGCUUUCAGAGAAUGGAGCGAAACAUCUGGGCUGAGAUAAAUUAUGGCCCAUUUCUGUUGUUCUGGAAGCAAAGGAUUUGGAGGAGAAUGUGCUUUUACAGGUGUUGUUUUAGAAGGCGACCCAUAAGCAGUUUACCAUGUUGUGCAGAAGUGUGAAGAGGUGAAACCCUCCCAUCGCUGAAGUGUAUAGUGAUGUUUUCUAUGUAAUCUACUGAAACAGUGUGCCAUUAAAUUUGUAUAUAAGAGAAAUGUACAACUGUUAUUGUAGAAGUUAUUCAUUUGGGGCUGUAGUUACUUUAGGAAAUAGUCUUCUCUUUUGUAAAUGGUUUUCUAAAUUUCAUCAAAAGAAAUCGCUUCAUUUCCUCAAGCAUGAUGCGUUGCAGCGUAAAUCACCUUGUGCAAGAAAGUGAUUUGUAAAAUCCUUUUCUUUUUUGGGAUGAAAUGAAUUGAAAGAGUGGGGAUUUUUGUUCACAUUACAAGUGGCACAUGAAACCACAGUGUAAAUCUUUUCUGAAUGUCUUUGCAAACAAAAGUUGAAGAAAAAAAAACGCGAGUGGGUCAUGUGGAUCCAGAAUCUAUCCUGUAGUGAUGGGUGAAGUUUGUUUGUAGUUUGCUUUGCUGGUUUGUUUGUUUUUUGUCCUGUGGACGUGUACAAUUCCUAAUUUAAUGAUUUUACUCUGUCCUGUCUACUCGUACAGUACUUUUAAAGCCUGUGCACAUGAACUCUGCUGAGGAGGACUUUAGUGCUGUCAUGAGAAUGUGUCGUUGUGCUCUUCACACCCUCAACAAAUCCUCCUCCCAUCAGAUCAGAAAUAAAUUAUUUGUCCAGCUA
Danio aesculapii is the source of this 3297-nucleotide messenger RNA. RefSeq names its product PABIR family member 2 (gene pabir2). The transcript has 10 exons. The coding region runs from base 773 to 1621 and encodes 282 amino acids. Gene Ontology annotation, molecular function: protein serine/threonine phosphatase inhibitor activity. The record is from RefSeq and is a predicted model, not a curated record. NCBI's taxonomy places the organism in Eukaryota, Metazoa, Chordata, Actinopteri, Cypriniformes, Danionidae.